CUUUCAGUUUGUUCACACAGUGCCAACACUCUUGAUUGCGGAUGAAUGACUUGACUUCUCAUCAACAGAUAAUGGAGCCCCUGACUUCAUUUGCAAACAACCAGCCCAAUGUCCCACUGUCUAUACCUACAUUUGUCCCUCCCACGUUGAGGGACAGCGAGCGUUACCAUGUGUUCCUCAGCUACAGCAGCACUGACUACCAGUGGACCCACUCCGUCAUCCCCCAGCUGGAGUCCUGCGGCCUUCGGAUCUGCUACAACGAGCGCGACUUCCUUCCAGGACGCACCGUGUUGGACAACAUGUCCGAAUGCAUCCAGGAGAGCCAGAAGGUCCUGCUGGUCCUCAGCUCAGAGUUUGUGAGGAGCCGGUGGUGUCUCCUGGAGGCCAACAUGUCUCUGUUUAGAGACUGCCUGGAGAGGAAGCCCGUUGUCCCAGUGUUACUGGAGUCAGGAGUCUCCGUUCCUCUCCACCUCUGCCAUCUCACCUACCUGGAGGCCAAGGACCCAGACUUUAUGUAUAAGCUCCUCAAAGUGCUGUGUACCCCCAACCAGCAACUUCGAGGGUCGGCUGUGGUGCCCUACCAGCCUCCCUCCAUCUACAACGGGAAGGCCCUGCAGCCGUUGAUCGCGGCCAAUGAUGAAGGACUCUUUAAGUGGGACUGUGGGGUGUUCAGUGACAUGGAGGUGCCAGACCAACUACGUCUGAUCAUUAAGGACCAAGAAACGUACAAAAAAGCUCUGAGGAUCAUCAACAGUGUGGCUAAAGAAAAAGUAUGGCUGCGUUCGCUCUGGCUGAGGGUACUGGUCUACAUUACUGCUAUAAUAGUUAUUGUAGUCUUAAUGUCAGCGGGCUUGAAAGCUAUGUUAAAUGUGGCCUUUUUCUAUUGUGAGAGAUUUUGCGCUAUUAAUUAUUUCAGCUGGAUCUUUGUUGCUUUCUUCAGCGCUCCAUUGGGGUUGUUAGUUCAAAUCUGCCUUUGGAAAAAGGAUGAUGAGAAAUACAUUGUAAGAGAGUUGCAGAAAGCGCUAGGUCAAGCAAAUGUAGUUCUCUUUGAGGAAAAGGUGUUAAUGGGCUGUCGGUCCAAUUCUAAAAUUUAUCUUGUGUAUGUUUCGCUCGACGGUUGCAAGCGUGAGUUUACAAAAACAUUUUCAGAGCAAACAUCUGCUGACGAUAUGUUUCACAGAGCCCUGCUCUUCUUCUCACCUGGUUAUGCCUGCUGCCUUGCUAAAAGACACUUUCCCUUUCCAUAUCCCAGCUCUCCUGGUCACCUGCAGGGAGGGGUGUGCUUCUGCCAGUAUGUUUGUCAGCAGCUUCAAGAUGAAAAAUGGACAUAGGAUGUUAUGUGCAUGUGUCAAAGGAGAGAGAGAGAGAGAGAGAGAGAGUGUAUUUAUCCCA
Messenger RNA from Sphaeramia orbicularis (orbiculate cardinalfish), 1392 nucleotides. RefSeq lists its product as uncharacterized. The transcript is spliced from 2 exons. Gene Ontology annotation, cellular component: plasma membrane. Gene Ontology annotation, molecular function: signaling receptor activity. The record is from RefSeq and is a predicted model, not a curated record. Gene Ontology annotation, biological process: signal transduction. Bases 42 to 1331 code for a protein of 429 amino acids. Lineage: Eukaryota; Metazoa; Chordata; Actinopteri; Kurtiformes; Apogonidae.